Molecule: messenger RNA, 540 nt
Organism: Recurvomyces mirabilis
Lineage: Eukaryota; Fungi; Ascomycota; Dothideomycetes; Mycosphaerellales; Teratosphaeriaceae
Exons: 2
Coding region: 1-540 (179 amino acids)
Source: RefSeq, a predicted model, not a curated record
AUGUCUUUCCCAUCCCAACCAGCAUUCAUCUACGAGGGCGGCUGGUCCGACGAGACACGUAAGCACCCAGCGUCUAAAUGGCUCGAGAACUACACUACCAAGGUGAUCGACACGGGUCUCCAAGGCAAAUCCGCAGAUGGCAUAGGCCACACAAAGGACUGGACCUACCAGAAGUCCACUGGCGAAGUCAUCGAGGGUAACGAGAAAGCGUGGAAAGCGCUCCAAGAGACUUACGCACCAUUCAAGGAGCAUCUGCAUGAUCCCAAGCACGUGGCCAUCUGGGAGACCAAAGAUGGUUGGGCUAUGUACGGCGUGGCGUCCGUGUAUUAUAAGUUGCAGGUUCCUGGCGAGGGAGGUGUCAAGGGUCCUCACGGGAAGGAGUGGGAUGGUGUAUCACCUGGAGCUUUCUACUUCGAUAUUGUCAAGGCGGGUGGAGACAAACUUCAGCUCAGAAGGACGAAUAUCUUCAACGACCCUAGCGCAGCACUCGUGCAGAUGUUGAAGAGAGGUAUGUUGAAACCGGAGCAAUUGAUGGGUUGA